Messenger RNA from Fopius arisanus, 3679 nucleotides. RefSeq lists its product as uncharacterized. Bases 67 to 1812 code for a protein of 581 amino acids. The transcript has 2 exons. Lineage: Eukaryota; Metazoa; Arthropoda; Insecta; Hymenoptera; Braconidae. The record is from RefSeq and is a predicted model, not a curated record.
CAAUCGUCGUGAUCAUCAUCGAGGAGUAAAAGCCGGGACUCACCCGUCGACAGCCCAGAAAUCAUCAUGCGUUUGCUACUACCAAUUAUUCUCACCUGCCUCCUAGUCCUGGUGACGUCAGCAGAGGACUCAGAGGAGGUGAGUCCCCUGCCACCGAUAAAAAUCGACAAGCACCUGCGUCGGGCACUGCUAAAAGCCCUGGAGGACCUGGAAGCCGAGUCAGAGGAACAGAAGGAGGACACAUCACCACCGGAGAAGGUCGUGACGAAAGUCACCGAUAACAUCGACACCUCGGAGCGCUUCUCCGGGGCGUCCUUUUCCUUCUCCGGCUUCCCCUCGGACUCUUCAGAAAUUCCCUCCGAGGAGAAACUCCAGAAUUCGACGUUCGUGGAGAGUGAAAAACUGGAGACAACGGAUGGCAAGGAAACCGAUAAAGCCACGUUCCAGAAGUUCGACGUACUCCUGGGGGACAAGGAGAUUCUCGAGAAGAGUCCGAAUGCAAAUCAAGUCGAUCAGAUUUUAACGCGCAGCGUUGAAAUAACAAGUGGCAAAUCCGUAAAUUCGAUAGAUCGUUCGCCAAAGGAGAAGGAUGAGAAAGAGAGUUUGAGCUUUAGUUCGAGCAAUGGGAUAGCAUCGGCAUCGGCAAAUUCAUUAAUUCCACCGAGUCCAACACCCCCUAGUCCAACGGUGAAACCAGUGCCACGUAAUCUUACAUCACCUCUGCUGCCAACCAAGGUACCAAGUGUCAGUGCAAAGCCAGAGGAUUCAGAGGUGAAGAUCUUCCAGGCACCGCUGGUAGCUGCUUUCACUGUUCAGCAGGAUGAGAGAGGUGUUCCAAAGAGCGUUGUGCCCCUGUACAAACCUGGAACGGAUAAUCAGGGAUUGAGUCUGCAGGAGCAAUUGGACUUUAAACAGCAACUCCUGGAGAGACAGCUGGCUGAACUGCAGGCGCAGCACGCACAGCAGACGCAGUUUCUGUACAAGCAGCAGUUGCUGUAUCAGGAGCAGCUGAGACUGAAGCAGAGACAGCAGCUUUAUCUCCAGGAGCAGGCGAGACUCAAGCAGAUCGAGGAGCAGAGAACUCAGCAGCUCAAGCAGGCGCAGCAACAGGUGCAGCAGCAGGUGCAGGAACAGUUGCGUCAGGGACAGAAUCUUCAAGGGGCAUUCAGUCAGAACAACCUCCUGACAUUCCAACCCCCACUGCAAACUCAGAACGUUCAAUUCCAGCCAAGUGUUGCCUUCCAGCUUCCCAAUGCCAUUCCUCCACCUCCGUUUGCCCCAGUUCCCUCUGUCCAAGAUCAGCUGAGACUGCAACUGCAGAGACAGCAGAUCCUCCAGCAGCAGGCACAGCAGCUCCAGCAGCAGAGACAGCAGGCAGUAUUUCUCCAGCAACAGAGGCUCCAGCAGAGUUUCCCAGGUUUUCCGAAUGACUUCCAGCCACCUGCACCCACCCCAGCUACGAGGUUCAACAGGCAGGAGGCAUUUGGAACUGUCGGAAAUUUUGGAAUAAAUGAUAACAGGCAGAUCAUCACCAGAAAUCACCUCGAGCCCCCGAGGCUCCCACCUCAGGACUUCGGGGCUUUCAACAAUUUUGGGUUCAGGGGCCAGAACUUCAGGCCUCAAACACCCGCCAGACAGAUUCAGCAUCUGCUGUUUCAAUCCGGAGUUGCGGGUGCUCUUCAAUCCCCGCAGAAUCAACAAGGACGAUCCAACCAGGAAGACCUCAAUAUUGUCUCUAAAGUUCUAGCACUCAAUGUCGGUGCGGUUCCUACCAAAAAUCUACAGUUCAAUGACGAGGGAUUCAGGGCGUGAGAAUUACUCAAUUUAUUUAUAUGUUGUUACGAUUAAAUUAUUCCUGCAGGUGUGGAGUACUCGAGGAUGCCCUCACAUACGAGUAAAUCCUCAGUGGCUUCUGAAGAUGUUUUCAAUGGAAAUGAGGAAAAUGAUAGAAAGCGAUCGUAAAUACAAGUAUUGUAAUUGUUUUGAAUAUUAUUGUUGGGGAAUUAACGGAAACAUCUUCGGGUAAUCAGAGAGACGGAAGUCGAGGCCUUAACGGGGAUAAUUAUAUUAAUUACUAGAUUUUCGUCUGUAGUUCUCAAAAGUCCCUGUAUGGGAUCAACUUUCUUGAAGACGAUGUGGAGAGAAUUGUUCAGGUGAGAUGAAUUUACGUAAUCAAUUAUGUGGCGUCUGUACUAGAAUUUUCUGAGAACAUUGUUCCGAGAAAUUUCCCAUUUUUCUCGUCUCACCUUUUUUUACUCUCCCACUUUAUUCAGUCUUUUCUCUUAGAUUUCAUAUCUCGCUUGUAAAAAAUUUUAUAACGAAGAGAAGUUGAGACCUUUGAAGGGAAAUGAAAAUUGAGAAAUAAUGGAGUGUCAUGAGGUUCAUUGAAAUUCGAUGAGUCAUCCAGGAAUUUAUGAUUCAAUCUCGAAGAUAAUCAAGAUUAGACCGAUCAGACUAGACUCUAGUUGACGUGCCGAGGGAAUUGUUGAAGUGCUGUUAUUUUCGGAUAAUUUUAAUUAACAAUGAAUCCAAAUUAAAACCCAUCUUCUUCUCUGAUAAAAUGACUCGUUACUUACCAGUCAUCAAUGAAAUUUCCCAAACAAUUUGAAGCCUUCGAUUGCGCCUAGAAAAAUCACACCAUAAUAAUUUAAUUCCACCUGAUUACCUGUCCACAAUCAAAUCCAUUUCCUCCUUGCCAUGAAGCGAAAAAUUGAGACUGGACCUUUGACUCGCCAACUUUCAUAAACAAUUUGAACAAUUGACCUCAUCGAUAAUCAUUUGAUUAACGCCUCAUUCUCCCUCUGAUUAACAAUUUCCAAUUUCUCCAUAAUUGUAAAAACGGCGACUCCAUUACAAUUACGACAUUAUUUAUAAACCCCCAUCACCAUCGGGUACCGUAAUCUGUGUAAUGGAUUUUAUUCCAAGGUCGUGAGGGGGCACAGAGAAGUGGAGAAUGAAAACGGUUUAUACGAAAUUGAAAACGGAAAACUUUCGCCAGGGCUCCUUCACAGCUCAAAGUAUUCCACCAGUAUAUCGAGAGGAUCGAAAGCCGAUGAGUCGACUAGGUGGUUGCAAACAAAUCGUGUCUCCAUGAUCCCACCUCUUCCUGACUAUUUCAUCUGGUGUUGUGGAGAUGUCCUCAAUUUCACAAACGCCUUUGGCAUAGAUUCCAGAUUUCUCCAGUCCCACGAAAUCGACGACAAACGGUCGAAUAAAGUCGAAUUUUCAUUCCCCAUUAAAUUUUUUUUUUCACCAUUUCUUUAUUAAAAUGUUUAUUAUGACCCGGAUAUCGUUUAUUCUCCGUGAAAUUCUCCGCAACUCUCGGGACCUUGGAGAUUUCGUCUUCUUUAUUAAGUUAUAAAUUAUUAGACUAGGGAUAAUUUAAAUAACACGUGUGAAUAACGGUUUAAUUUUAUCGUUGAUUAAUAUAUUAUAUGCUACCAAUGGAUUUCUACUUGUUUGGUGGAGUAAUUUAUCGGUAAUAAUAUUAAUUAUUGAGAUUAAGGUUGACACGUGUAAAAAUGCCAAUAAAGUAUGAUUAACGUAGGUUGUAAUUAUUUUUAUUUGUUAUUUCCUCCCGUCAGCCUUUGAUAAUUAUGAGAGGGAGGGAUUAUAAAAAAAUUUCGUUGGAAUUGUUUUUACGGAAAAAUGUAUUGAAAUUAAUUGAAUAAUUAAUAAA